Messenger RNA from Polistes canadensis, 4192 nucleotides. RefSeq names its product formin-2-like. The record is from RefSeq and is a predicted model, not a curated record. Lineage: Eukaryota; Metazoa; Arthropoda; Insecta; Hymenoptera; Vespidae. Gene Ontology annotation, cellular component: actin filament; cytoplasm; cytoskeleton. Gene Ontology annotation, biological process: cortical actin cytoskeleton organization; actin filament network formation; actin nucleation. The transcript has 10 exons. Bases 19 to 4113 code for a protein of 1364 amino acids. Gene Ontology annotation, molecular function: actin filament binding; microtubule binding.
CCGGACGGACCGGGGAAAAUGCAUCGACCUGAGGACGCAGUCGCUGCACAGGCGCGGCCUUGGGCGCCGAAGCUGCGCGAUUUUUCUCGACGUUGGAUAGAAUCAUUGAGAGCAUUAUACGGGGAAAACGCAGCAUCCUCGGUAACGACAAUCCGUAAUUUAAUGGGUAAUUUACAAAGUGAUGGUAAAAAAAAAGGAAAGAAGGUAAAGGAUAAUGCAAAUGUAACAUAUCCGAACAUCGACAAUCCGGAAUUUCCUGAGAUAAUAAAUGUUAAAAAAAGUUCCAAAAGUUUGGACGAUGUUACUAGUUAUGAGAUCGGUAAAAGUAAUAACACGCAACAUUUUUAUAAAUCAUCUAUUGAGAAAUUACAAACGCCUGCUAAAAGACAGGCACCUAAACCACCGGUGACGACAACCACCGAAAAGAUCGUUACGACAACGCCCGAUGAAAAAACAAAAUUGAUAUCUCAAUGUCGCGAGGAAUCAUCAUCAAAUACGAUGAUCCCUUCUCGCGAUGUUGAGAAUAAAAAGAUCGAUAAGACACCUAGUAGAACGUCUAUUCUUAUCAAUGGAACAACAUCAACUACGAAAGAACCGAUUAUUGAAGCUAACACAACCCCGGUGAGCCUAACGAACCCCUCAUCCACCUUGUUGGUCACCGACUCCUGGCGUCUAGCCAACAAAGGUUUGCUAGUUGCCGAGAUAUCUGCACCGCUCAGUCAGGAAUCUUCCAGUGACAGUGUAUUUACCGAUACAGAAGAAGUUCCAUUACCUGCGGAAACGCAAUGUGUUCCUAAAACACCAUCGUCAACUGAUACAUUAAUUGCUUCAAUCAAUUUAAAGGAUGACCAUAGCGAAAAAAGAUCACCAUUCUCUGUUCUAAGGCACAAAAGAAUUCAAUUACCACCGACACCAUCUCAAUUGAAUAUUUCGCCAUCACCUGUUAUUAGUGAUACCAGAAAGACACCACAUAGAAGACACACGAUGUACGAAACAUCACCGGAAAGUCAAGUACUUCGAAGAGUUGCUAAUUUGGUUUUAGAUCGUGCUAGUCUUGAAUCGAAGAUCAACGAUAACGCCAAAGUUAUACCACGUAAACUUGAUUAUGGUCUUUAUAGUAAAUUCGAAGGAUUACGUUUGAUAGAAGUAUUGACGUCGGAGUUGCCAGAACAUUUAAAAUCACAAUUGACAGAUGCAGAGCGUGAAAAACUCGAGCUUGCAUUUUAUUCUCGUUUGGUAUCGACAGGUUUACUUCGAUCAUUGGCGGACAAAGAUAGCACAAAUAAUAUUCCACAAACGGUAUCAUUGAAUAAUUAUCGAAAUCAAUUCGAUAAUAAUACGUCGCAGUCGUCGUCAUCGUCGUCGUCGUAUUUUAACGAAUCAUUGAAAAAAUCUAAAACCAACGAGAACGUACAACAAUUGGAAAAGGAAUUGAUCGAGUUGAGAAACGAGAUAGAAAGAUUGAAAAAAGUUAAUAAGGAUGCUGUUACGAUGGCACAGGACAAAUGUGUUCAAACGUCACCAAAAAGUGCAUCACCCAGCGUUACAAGUGCAAGUUCACCGUCAUCGAACGAUUACAAAAGUGCAUCCCAAGCAACGAGUAUCAGCGAAGGUGAAAAAAUUACCGUUGUUUCUCUCGAUAAUUCACCAAUUUUACCUAACAAAUCGAUUAUAUCGAAAAAAUCGACUAAAUCCAAAGAAGAACCCGAAAUAACGAAUCUACGUAUGUUGUUGGAAGAUGAGAAAUCGAAGGUCCAAAUGUCCAAUCAAAAAUCACUUUCACCGACUAACGAAGACAUUAAAAGUCAAGAUAAUCAUUUAUUUCCCACUGAGAACGGAGAAAUCGUGACCGAAAUGUCGGAAUCUUUGAUUCCUGUCGUUGAAAGUAUUGACGAAACAAAAUUGGAAGAAGAUAUUUCGCCGAAAUGUUUUGCUCCACCGGUUCCGCCUCCUCCACCUCCUCCCCCUCCUCCUCCUCCUCCUCCUCUUUUUACCCCACCAUCGCAAUCACCACUACCACCGUUAAUUUCGAUAGUGACUGAAUCAACUAUUCAUUCCGAAUCGAGACAAGUUCCAGCAUUAUUGGCUUCGUGUAUCUCACCACCAUUACCAUCUCCACCAUCUUCAUUGGAUUUACAAACUUUGUGCAUUCCUCCACCUCCUCCUAUGCCAGGUACUGAACAAGCACAAUUUUCACAACAAUCGCAAGUACCACCCCUACCUCCUCCAAUGCCAGAACUGACAGGACAGAGUUCUUUAUCUUUGUCCCAACCACCACCACCACCACCACCACCACCACCACCACCACCAAUGCCAGGAAUUUCAGGACCAAUAUCAGCACCACCACCUCCUCCUCCACCACCACCACCACCACCAUUAAUGCCAGGAAUGGCUGGACCACCUCCUCCACCACCAAUGCCAGGAAUGGCUGGACCACCACCUCCACCACUUCCUCCACCAAUGCCAGGAACAUUUGGGCCAUCACCACCACCACCCCCAAUGCCAGGAUCAUUCGGACCACCACCUCCACCAAUGCCUGGAAUAAUUGGACCACCACCCCCACCAAUGCCUGGAAUAGUUGGGCCACCACCACCACCAAUGCCAGGUAUGACUGGACCACCGCCACCUCCUCUAUUUUCUACCUCGAUCACGGGAGCAGGUCCUGGCUCAAAUGCAUCAGGACCACCGCCACCUCCACCACCAUUCGCUUCUACUCCAACUCCUUUACCUGCUCCUCCUAUCGGAGGCUGGAAUCCUCCCAGCAGAUCGACAUUGAGGAAACAACCUUUGAAUCCUGUUGUACCGAUGAAACCACUAUAUUGGACGAGAAUUAUCGCACCAAUGGCGGCUGUUCCCAGUGUAGGAAAAUCUACGACAUCUUUUUGGGCGGAAUUAGAAGAAGAAAAGGAUCUAGAUAUCACCGAAUUUACUAAUUUAUUUUCACGUCAAGUAACCGAACGUAAACUUACUAAAAAAGGAGAUAAUGUUGUUAAAAAACCAUCGAAAAUUCAACCUGCUAAGAUUCUAGAUUCAAAACGAUCGAAAACUGUUGGGAUAUUGGAAAAAAGUUUGCACAUUGAUUUUACAGAAGUUGAAAAUGCUGUUUACAAUCUGGACACCAGUGUGAUAGGUCUCGAAUCUCUACAACAAAUCUACGAAGUCAGAGCAACGCAAAAAGAAUUGGACGAGAUAUUAGCGCACGAGAAAGCUAAUUCCGAAGUCCCGUUGGAUCGUCCCGAAUUAUUUUUGAAACGAUUAGCAGGGAUUGAUCAUUUCAGUGAAAGAAUGGCUUGUUUGGUAUUCCAAUCGGAAUUUCAGGACGCCAUAUCGUCGGUAUCGAGCAAGUUGACCAAUUUAAAGACGAUUUGUGAUUACCUGAACAAUUCUAAUUCAUUGAAAAAGGUGAUGGCUUUGAUAUUAACAUUGGGAAAUUAUAUGAACGGUGGUAACAUGAUGAGAGGACAGGCAGAUGGUUUUCAUUUGGAAAUACUUGACAAAUUGAAGGAUGUUAAAUCUAAAGUACCCGGUAUUACUUUGUUACAUUUUAUUGUUAAAGCGAGAUUAGCUCAGGAAAAGGAUUGUAAUUUUGAUGAACCUUUACCGUUACCCGUACCUGAGCCGGCUGACAUAAAAGCUGCAUCGACGAUCAAUUUUGAAGAUAUUACCAAAGAACUUCAAAGGUUGGACGAUCAAUUGAAAGCUUGUCAAAAAAAAUACGACGCAGUUAUAGAAUCUAAUCCGCCUAACGCACGUGUUUUUCAAGAAAACAUGAACACAUUUUUUACCAGUGCAACCACCGAAUUAGAAAACGAGAAUAAAGCUUUGGUCAAGGCAAAGAAAAAAUUUAAAAGUGUUAUGCAAUUUUAUCAAUUCGUACCUAAAGGUGCGACAUUGGAUACGGCCGAUCCUAAUCAAUUCUUUACACUGUGGUUUAAUUUCUGUCACGAUUUCAAGGAUAUUUGGAAGAAGGAACAGCAACGUCUGAAGAAAGAAAAAAUGGAACAAGAAAUUUGGAAGAGAUUGGAAAGCAAGAGAAACGUUAAAAGAAACAAAUUACAUCCUUUCGGGUUGAAAGCUAGGUUAUUAAGGGAUGAAACUCUCGAAGAAAUAUGACGCGUGAUAAUCUCAAUUAGAUGAAUGAAAUUAAAUAGAAAAUAUAAUUAAAAUAAUACAAAAAAAAAAAAAACACACA